CUCGCACUGAGCGGAAGCGCAGCGGCUCCAGCUGUUAUUGUUGACAGACGGAGCUUCGUGGGGAAAAUGGCGGUGUCCCGUCGAUCCUCACAGCACCAACAAAGCAGCCUGCAGCCGUCUCCGCGGAACGCCGUUAUCGCAUCCCCCCCACCGGAAUCGCCGUCCGCGAUUAUUCCCGAAUCGACGACUUCAUUGAGCCCCUCGGCCACUGGCGCAGCGGAAUGCUGCGGAGCCACGAUGGAGUCCGCAGCGGCCUCCUCCACCUCCUCCGCCUCUUCCCCAGACCGGCCCGCCCCAGCAACAGCAGAGGCCGCGCUCGGCAGCUCCAGCUGCAGCAGCAUUAGCUCCGGCGCGACCGCGGGCAGCCAGAGCCCCGGCUCAGGGGCGGCCAGUCCCGGGGACGCAGUGUGCGGGGCCGGCGGGGCGUUCAGAGAGCUGUUCGAGGCCUGUCGGAACGGAGAUGUGUCGCGGGUGAAGAGGCUGGUGGACUCGGUGAAUGUGAACGCCAAAGACAUGGCCGGACGAAAAUCAACUCCUCUGCAUUUCGCUGCAGGUCUUAUCGGUGACUAUUGCUUGCUUCUGUUUCUUACAGUGUUGCUCCAGCACGGCGCUGAUCCGAACAUCAGAAACACUGACGGCAAAUCAGCUCUGGACCUGGCAGACCCUUCUGCUAAGACAGUCCUCACCGGUGAAUAUAAGAAGGAUGAACUGUUGGAGGCAGCGAGGAGCGGAAAUGAGGAAAAGUUGAUGGCACUUUUGACCCCACUUAACGUCAACUGUCACGCCAGCGAUGGGCGCAAGUCAACAUCUCAAAAAAUGCUGUCCACUCCUCUUCACCUGGCUGCUGGGUAUAAUCGAGUGCGUAUAGUGCAGCUGCUGCUGCAGUAUGGUGCUGAUGUCCAUGCCAAAGACAAAGGUGUCCAGUAUGUGAACGCUGUGGACACACUGGGACAGACAGCCCUGCACAGGGCGGCCCUCGCCGGUCACAUCCAGACUUGCAGACAAUUGCUGAGUUACGGAGCCGACCCGUCAAUCGUUUCACUGCAGGGCUUCACUGCGUCACAGAUGGGCAAUGAAGCCGUACAGCAAAUACUCAAUGAGAACAUUCCUCCUCGUAAUUCGGAUGUGGAUUACCGCUUCCUUGAGGCUGCUAAAGCCGGAGACCUUGAUACAGUGAAGCAACUGUGCUCCCCUCAAAAUGUGAACUGUCGUGACCUGGAGGGCCGCCACUCAACCCCGCUGCAUUUUGCUGCAGGCUACAACCGUGUGGCUGUGGUGGAAUACCUGUUGCAUCAUGGGGCCGACGUGCACGCUAAAGAUAAAGGUGGUCUGGUUCCUUUGCACAACGCGUGUUCGUAUGGUCACUACGAGGUGGCAGAGUUACUGGUGAGACAUGGAGCGUCUGUGAAUGUGGCGGACCUUUGGAAGUUCACACCACUACAUGAAGCUGCAGCCAAGGGCAAAUAUGAGAUCUGCAAACUGCUGCUCAAGCACGGUGCAGACCCGUCUAAGAAGAACCGUGAUGGCAAUACGGCUCUGGACAUGGUGAAGGACGGAGACACAGACAUCCAGGACCUUCUGCGCGGAGAUGCCGCCCUGCUGGAUGCCGCUAAGAAGGGCUGUUUGGCCCGUGUGCAGAAACUCUGCAGCCCUGAGAAUAUCAACUGCAGAGACACACAGGGCAGGAACUCCACACCACUGCACCUUGCAGCUGGUUACAAUAACCUGGAGGUGGCCGAGUAUCUCCUGGAGCACGGAGCGGACGUGAAUGCUCAGGAUAAAGGAGGACUAAUCCCUCUGCAUAACGCUGCUUCAUAUGGGCAUGUGGAUAUCGCCGCCCUCCUGAUCAAGUUUAACACGUGCGUGAACGCGACCGAUAAGUGGGCGUUCACACCGCUGCAUGAAGCUGCGCAGAAGGGCCGCACACAGCUGUGUGCACUGCUGCUGGCGCACGGCGCUGACCCCACCAUGAAGAACCAGGAGGGACAGACGGCUCUGGACCUGGCCACGGCUGAUGAUAUCCGUGCGCUGCUGAUGGACGCCAUGCCCCCUGAUGCCCUGCCCAGCUGUUUCAAACCACAGGCCACCGUGCUCAGCGCCGCUCUCAUAUCACCCGCCUCCACACCCUCAUGCCUCUCUGCUGCCUCCAGCAUCGAUAACCUGGCCGGGCCCCUCAGUGACGGGGCCUGUGGAGGGGCUACAGGACCCGCUGAUGGGGCCUCCGGAACUGAGCGCAAGGAAGGAGAUGCUGUCUUGGAUAUGAACAUCUCACAAUUCCUGAAGAGUCUGGGGCUUGAACAUUUGAGGGACAUCUUCGAGAGCGAACAGAUCACUCUGGACGUGUUGGCCGAUAUGGGUCACGAGGAACUCAAGGAGAUCGGCAUCAAUGCUUACGGACACCGUCAUAAACUCAUCAAAGGCAUCGAGAGGCUGCUAGGAGGACAGCAGGGUGCCAACCCAUACCUGACGUUCCACUGCACCAAUCAGGGCACAGUUUUGAUCGACCUGGCCGUGGAUGAUAAAGAGUUUCAGUCUGUUGAGGAAGAGAUGCAAAGCACAAUUCGGGAGCACAGGGACGGAGGAAAUGCAGGUGGCGUUUUCAAUCGAUACAAUGUCAUCAAGAUCCAGAAGGUGGUGAAUAAGAAACUGAGAGAGCGAUACACACACAGGCAGAAAGAGAUCGCAGACGAGAAUCACAACCACCACAAUGAACGAAUGCUGUUUCAUGGAUCUCCAUUCAUAAAUGCCAUCAUCCAUAAAGGAUUUGAUGAGCGCCAUGCGUAUAUCGGUGGCAUGUUUGGAGCUGGCAUAUAUUUUGCAGAGAACUCCUCUAAGAGUAACCAGUACGUCUAUGGCAUCGGUGGCGGCACAGGCUGCCCCACUCAUAAAGACCGGUCCUGUUAUGUGUGCCACAGGCAAAUGUUGUUCUGCCGUGUGACAUUGGGAAAGUCCUUCCUGCAGUUCAGUGCCAUGAAGAUGGCCCACGCUCCCCCUGGACAUCAUUCUGUGAUCGGCCGUCCCAGUGUCAACGGCCUGGCCUACGCCGAGUAUGUGAUCUACCGUGGAGAACAGGCCUACCCAGAGUAUCUCAUCACUUAUCAGAUAGAAAAGCCGGACAGCACGCCUCAGUCCUCCACAGGAGCAGAGCAGAAAUCAUAGUCAGACACUGCGUUUCUACACUCACUCACUCAUCACUCGCUCGCUCACUCACUCAUUCUUUCUCACUCUCGUUGCACAAUGGAAAUGUGAACUUUCCCAUGUACCCACGUCUUGGAAUUCCCAUGUAUGAAUUAUGGAUUUGCACUUUUAAAAACAAGUUACUUAAGUUAUUUGAAAAUAGUUGCAAUUGUGAAGUCUAAUGUACAGGUAGUAUAAAGAAAACAUGUAAAACUGACUGUGUUUAACGAUGCUAUUUGAGUUGUAUUUUAAUGGAACUUUUUUUUUUUUUUGAGUC
Messenger RNA from Sinocyclocheilus grahami, 3454 nucleotides. RefSeq names its product tankyrase-1-like. NCBI's taxonomy places the organism in Eukaryota, Metazoa, Chordata, Actinopteri, Cypriniformes, Cyprinidae. The coding region runs from base 67 to 3159 and encodes 1030 amino acids. The record is from RefSeq and is a predicted model, not a curated record. The transcript has 23 exons. Gene Ontology annotation, molecular function: NAD+ poly-ADP-ribosyltransferase activity; protein binding.